This is a messenger RNA of Brenthis ino (lesser marbled fritillary), 921 nucleotides long. The record is from the annotation of a GenBank genome assembly. NCBI's taxonomy places the organism in Eukaryota, Metazoa, Arthropoda, Insecta, Lepidoptera, Nymphalidae.
AUGGCUUUACAGUUUGAAUCUGAUGGUACCCCAUUUGUUAUUUGGGCUGAACACAAAAUUAAAUUAGAAAAAGAACCGAUAAAAGAAGUUUUUUAUAUGGAAAAAGCAAAGAAGGAGUUAAGAGAAACACCGGAAAAUAUAGAAAAUGGUCUUAGAGAAUUGAGAGAACUCAUUAAACGUGAGACAAAUCUCGUUUUACCCAUAGAAGACGACGAGUUUCUUUUAAAAUUUCUGAGGCCUUCGAAAUUUUAUGCGGAAAGUGCAUUUAAAAGAAUCCAAGCGUAUUAUAAAUUUAGACUAUCACACAAAGAUUACUGCCAGGAUCUGUUCCCCAGUUCUAUACGUUCAGCAUUCGAACAUUCCAUCAUUUCCUUCCUCUCACCUCGGGAUGAGCAAGGACGCCGUAUUAUGUUCAUCGAGUCUGGCGAACGUUGGAAUCCACGUGAGGUGCCAUUGCGUGAAGUGUUCCGCGGCGUGCAACUAGGACUUGAGGCUGCGAUGGUAGAGCCGCGCACUCAGGUCUGCGGCGUGUCCGUUAUAAUGGACAUGAAGGGGCUCUCUUUUUCACAAGUCAUGCAAUUUACACCAUCGUUCGCUAAGAUGGCCGUGGAUUGGAUACAGGACUGUAUACCGAUUCGCUUGAAAGCUGUACAUAUCAUCAAUCAGCCCUAUAUUUUUAAUAUGCUGUUUGCUAUAUUCAAACCAUUUAUGCGCGAGAAACUCAGAUCACGCGUCUUUCUCCAUGGGUCUAACAACAAAUCCAUAUUGAAACAUAUUAAUGCUGAGGCUCUGACGAAGAGAAUGGGAGGCGUUCUAGACGACGGCGAAAUAUCUGGCGAGACUGUAUGGAAAAUGCUACACCAUUAUGAAGAAAGUUUCAAACGAGCAGAUUCAUAUGGAUAUAUUACGAAUAACAACAAA